Fusarium fujikuroi IMI 58289 is the source of this 3225-nucleotide messenger RNA. RefSeq lists its product as uncharacterized. The record is from RefSeq and is a predicted model, not a curated record. Bases 1 to 3225 code for a protein of 1074 amino acids. NCBI's taxonomy places the organism in Eukaryota, Fungi, Ascomycota, Sordariomycetes, Hypocreales, Nectriaceae. The transcript has 5 exons.
AUGGCAGAAGCAUUCGGUAUAGCUGGCAGCGCGUUCGGCACUGUCUCUUUAGGCGUGCAACUCUUCAAAGAAAUUUCGCAGUAUCUCGAUGACAUUGACGGCCGCGAGGAAGAUCUAAAAGACGCACUCAGUUACGCAACCAACCUCCAACUCUCUCUUAAUGCGCUUAAUGUUGCAAUGUCUAACGCGCCUACUGGCGACCCUGAGACCAAAAACGCAAUCGAUUCAUGCAUAGUAUCAUGUGUCUCCGCUGUAAACAAUUUGUUGGCUGUUGUGAAAGGUCUCAGAGGACCAAUGGUAUCUGCCCCGAGCAGCAAAGCUUCGAAAGAGCUUUGUGCAAAAUUGAAGUACCCUUUCAAAAAGCAGAACAUGGAAAAGCUCGAAGAAAUUCUUUCGCGUACGAACAGUGCUCUGCAAACCAUACUACAAGUAUUUCAGCUCAACAAUAGCCAUGCAACCACAGCUGCUAUCAACGACGUACAUCAAGCCAUGGCCAACGUUAACCUAAUAUCGAACAACAACAAAUCAACUCUUGAUGAAAUCCAAAAGACAUCAGAGCUUCACAAUGACAGACUCAGCACUCUCCAACGGGAUGUGAGAGAACUUUUGAUCCUUACGCGAGACUCACAAGACUCGAAUAUCCUGCUGAGAACGCUGGCCCAGCAUAUGUCGGAUCAUACCUCCCACACUAGUGUCACCGCCAAUUUGCUGCAGAACCCAACAUCUGAUACAUUUCUGCCCAGUGUACAAACGACCAGUUACCAGGGUGGUUAUAACAUGACAUUUGAUGCAUUUUGUUCUUGCAAAACACAGCGAUCGCUGUUUAGUCAAAAUCGCUGGGGACCUUUCCUUCUCGAAGUUGAAAUCAGGUCGAGAGACCGCCAUGCGCCUGAAUGUCCAAUGUCAAAGCUUUCUGCAGCAACACAUCAGACUAAGCGAGUCUUGAACCUCUCGCUUCCCAAAAGUCUGAAGUUGCCAGGGCGGGCUAGUAGAUUCUCUCUUUCUUUCACAACAGGUGCAGGCAUACUUGGCUUAAGUCAAAAACUGGCCUGGGUUGCAACAGUGGAUGAGGAUUCAUCCCCGGUAUUUCGAAUAGUGCGAAUGAUGGAAAAGUAUAAUCGAUUGCCACGCAAGGACAUGCGUAUACUGUUGGCCUCAUGUUUAAGGCGGCUUAUCUGGUGUUAUGUCAACUCCCAUGCGUCUGUAACGGACGUUAAUAAAAACGGUGAUUCGAUUAUCGAGUGGGCAUUAGAGCACUACCAGCUCAGCAGUAGUUUGGCAGCUUUGAACGCUGAUAAUAUGGCAGACUUAUUUCAGAUGCUUUCUGUUGUCACGAAACCUGCAACAUAUCCCCGCAGGGUCACAGUCACACCUAUCCCUGCUUUAUUGGCGAGAAGUAACUGGUUCUCCAAAUGUACAAGACCUAAUCAAGUUGCAACGGCCCUUUUAUCGAAUUACAACGAGUCGGUAGGCCACUGUCACCGAGACUGGGCGCUAUCGUGGUGGAGAGGUAACGGCUUCGUGAGAGGUUCAUACACACUCUUUCAGAGCUUUCCACAAGUAGCCGAAAAUUUAGAGUUUGGUCCACUGAGCCAAGCUAUUCUGAAACAAGAUCGAGACGGAGUCCAACAGUUAUUAAAAACAUAUCCAUCAUAUAUAAACGAGAUUAAUUACUGCGGCCAGUCACCCAUUCAUCUGGCUAUUGAGACGCAAAACAUGGAUAUUAUAGGUGUCAUCCUUCUAUAUGCGAACAUUGAAGCUCUUAAGGUCAAGGACAACAUGGGCCGCAAUCCUAUUGCUCUUGCGACAGCAGCAAUCGGGACACAUACCGAGAAAAUUCAGGAAAGCUGUGGCGGCUUCAAAGUGCUCGAAACCCUCAUUAGGUUGGAAACGGCAAUUUUACCGUCCUCGUUACAGCUCGGUUUCAUGCCAUCAAGGAACCACGGUAAUAACUGUACACAUGGUCAUAAGAUCCUUAUCAAGGGUCUAGCACAAAGGCGAGAAGCACUGAAAGAACUUGCAUACCGAAAGCUUUCUCCAUCUGAGAGGCAACACUUGGAAAUUCAUCAAGCAAGGAUCCUAGACAAAAAUGCUGCGCGAGUACAGUACCAACUAGAAGCCCAGGGUUGCGCGAUACCAACACACCUAAACGUUUAUGAAGCAAAUGCGGAAUCUUCAGUUGCCCAGACAUCUAUCUACACAUAUAUAUGUAGUGGUGAGGUCGCUGAAUUUGCCCGCCAGUUGGGUUUCCACUACUCCAACAACGAAUUGGCGGACUAUAUUUCCACUUUAGCGACUCGUAUGGGCACCGAAGACUGCCAUACAUAUAUCUAUACUCCGUUUUCUUGCUCAUAUUUCUGCUGGAUGAUUGACCAGGGUACCAACGUCUCGACAAGGGUUCAUAACAAGCAACUACCGGCCCUUGAGACAGAACUGACCAUCGCUCACUAUUUCAUGGCUAGCCAUGGAAUGAUGAUCAGAGGCGACCGAGGAUUUACACUCGACUGCUCUAUAUCACUAGAAGCUUUCAAAAUAGUGUUUUCUAAUAUGAUUGUCGACAGAUGCCGCUGCUGGUGUUCUCCAGGGGGGUGCACUCCUCUGAUGAAGCUCUUGAGUGGAAUACAUUGGUUCGAGAAGUCUCCCAGGUUCUUCUCAGAAGGUAAUUUCAUUGAUCGACUUAUCCGGGCAACGGAAAGCCGGAUAACUGGUCUGUUCUCUAUAUAUACAAGCGAGAUUAGCCAGUACCAAUGGAUCUAUAUGGCCAUUGUACGGUACUAUACAUUUGCGUUACUAGAGCUCCCUCACGUUUGUUGCUGUAUUAUUCAGAAUCCUUCAGGCCCCUUGCCAGAAGACGAACGCAGGGAAUUGCAAGAGGAAGAGUCUUUCCUACUUGAACUUUUCGAAAAUCUCAUUGCAGAAUUUGAAGAGAAGUGCCUCCAUGAGAUGAGAUUGGAAGGUUUCUUUGAAUGGAUGCGACUCGUUUGGGUCCCAAGAAUGUGUCAGGCUGAGCAAGAGCUGGCUUCUCUAAGCCUCACUAGCCAGCAACUUCAGGAUGCCAAAGCCAUUGGGGUAGUAUUGGAGUUUGAUGGGCCUCUACCAGUGGAUCCAAGUCCACGAGUUGUUGAAGGGUUAGAAGAUGAUUUAUGGGAUGCUAUGGAUGAGCUAGACCAGAUUGCUACAGAUCCAGAGAGGCCUAUGAAGGAAAGUCUGCAGACGCAUACUUGA